Serendipita indica DSM 11827 is the source of this 909-nucleotide messenger RNA. NCBI's taxonomy places the organism in Eukaryota, Fungi, Basidiomycota, Agaricomycetes, Sebacinales, Serendipitaceae. The record is from the annotation of a GenBank genome assembly.
AUGAUCCUCAAGAAAACGUACUCAGAGUCCUUCCCAGAGGGAUAUGGUGACUGCGCUCUCGAAUCUAGUGAUGGCGUCAUCUUUCACUUUCCUCGCUCUCUCCUCAUUCACUCGUCGACAUUCUUCAAAAGUACGCUCGACACGGUUCCUUCCACUAGUACACAACAGCCAAAGGUGUCGAUCGAGGAGAAAUCAUCACUUGUCAAGCUCUUGCUCGUUCACAUCGAUCCAACUAUGAGCAAACCCCACGUUACGGAGGAGACCAUCGAGCCCUUACUAUCGCUGUCUCUCAAGUACGGCGUGCCGCACAUCCAACGAUGGCUGACAGAGUGCAUGCUCACUGGCCGAGUCGACCCCGUGACCGGACAAGAGACACCAGCCCUAAUACGAAGCAAGCCAUUGCUCAUCCUUCACUUUGCAGAUAAAUACGAUCUUAAAGAUGUUGGUAAACAGGCUUUGCGCGAAGUUCUCAAAUGGCCAGAGGAUGAACUGGAGGAAGGAAUGGAGUCUCUUCCUAGGCCGCUAGAAAAAUAUAUAAGAGGGGUCCGGAAGGAGCGAACCAAAAGAUACCAAGAGUAUAUCGACUAUCUUGUUAUCAAAGCGACCGAGUUAUCUUGCUCGGACUGUGCCAGCAACCGGAACGAGCAGUUUGUGAACCUCGAGCGCGUGGCUCACGAACGGCCUUGCUGGGAUGCAUUUGUGGCAGCGAUGAGCUGGGAGACUUCACCGUGCGAUGAUUGCUGGAUGAAUUCACUCUUACUCUAUCCAGCCGACUGGCAGAUGGAGUGCACCGAAGUCGAGCAAGCGCUUCCAGAAUGGCCACUAUCUGAUAUUCCCUCCCUCCGUAGCCUUGAUGCAUGUUCCAAGUCAGUCAGCCACGCAUUCAACGAGUAUGCGUGCACGCCUUGA